ACCCUCGGAAAGACUUCGGGGCUGCUGCUGCUGCGCCUCUGCCAUUGGUGGACCGGGCUGUUUUCCUGCUAUAAAACUGCAGUAUCAGUACAUAGAGUACAGGAAGACCUCUGCUCCACAGCCAUGUACCUGUAUCUGCUGGGCCUGGUGGUUUUCUACUACCUGUACCGCUGGGUCAGGGAGCUGCCUCGGGUCCCUGACAAGGCCAGCAAGUAUGUGUACAUCACAGGCUGUGACUCGGGCUUUGGUAACCUCCUGGCUCGCCAUCUGGACAAGAAGGGCUUCAGAGUGAUCGCCUCGUGUUUCACAGAGAAGGGAGAAGAGGAUCUGAAGAAGUCCUGCUCCAGCAACCUAAUCACAACACACCUGGAUGUUCGGUCGAAGGAAAGCGUUGCCAAAGUGGCAGCAAUGAUCAAGGACAAAGUGGGGGCGCGAGGCUUAUGGGCUCUAGUGAACAAUGCAGGCGUUUCCGUACCCACCGCCCCCACUGACUGGCUGAACAUCGAUGACUACAAGUCCAUGCUGGACGUCAACGUAAAUGGGGUGAUCGCAGUGACCCUGAGUGUCCUGCCACUAAUCAAGAAGGCCCAGGGAAGGGUGGUCAAUGUAGCCAGUGUGUUUGGGAGGAUCAGUGCCACAGGCGGCCCGUACACUGUCUCCAAGUACGCCGUGGAGGCUUUCAAUGACAACCUCAGGUUAAAUAUGUUGCCCUUCGGUGUCAAAGUCCUCUGCAUCGAGCCAGGCUUCUUCAAAACAAACGUAACCGACACUGCCAUCCUGAGCAAGAACGUCCAGGUGCUGUGGGACAGACUGCCGCAGGAGAUCAAAGAUGAAUAUGGACCUGAAUAUCUACCAAAGUCGUUAGCAUUAAUUAAAGACAAAGUUGCCAAGAUGAGUGAUGGAGAUCUGAUGAAGGUGGUCGGCUGUAUGGAGCACGCUGUGUCCGCUGUCCGGCCCCGCAGCCGCUACUCCCCAGGCUGGGACGCCAAGCUUUUCUGGCUGCCGCUGUCGUACAUGCCAACCUGUGUCGCUGACUACAUCUUAAGCAAAGAAGCCAUUCCUAUAGCCAAGAAAGUGCAAUAAGUUGUGUUGUUUUUGUAUUCAUAUCUGGACAUUUUAUGCAAUUUGACAGUAUACGUCUACUCAUCUUACCACUAUCUUUGUAUUCCUGAUUAAAGAAUCAUUCCUUUGUAUGUUUGUAUUUCCAGCAUUUGGCAGGAUGGCUCUGUGACAUAAAAAAUACAUUUUAAAUGAA
Plectropomus leopardus (leopard coralgrouper) is the source of this 1255-nucleotide messenger RNA. RefSeq names its product retinol dehydrogenase 7-like. Gene Ontology annotation, molecular function: oxidoreductase activity. Gene Ontology annotation, biological process: steroid metabolic process. The record is from RefSeq and is a predicted model, not a curated record. Gene Ontology annotation, cellular component: intracellular membrane-bounded organelle. NCBI's taxonomy places the organism in Eukaryota, Metazoa, Chordata, Actinopteri, Perciformes, Serranidae.